GUAUUGUCCAUCUGUUCGAGGCUGCAGUUCAUGACGAGUCCCUCUUUCCACCUCGCUGCUGCAUGCAGGAGAUCUCGAUCAGUAUUGUCAAAAACGUUUUGAAACCCGAGCUCACCAAAAGGGUCGAGGAAAAAGCUGCGGAAAAGGCAGAUCUCGAUCGUACAUAUUGUGCUGAUUCCUCCUGUUCCAAAUACAUUCUUCCCCAGUUCAUCGCCGAAAAGGUCGCCACUUGUCCUGUUUGCAAGCACAAGACUUGUUCCCUUUGCAAGGAGACUACCCAUGAAGGGGCUUGCAAAGAGAAUAAAUAUGACAUGCUGCUGCAACUGGCAAAGAAGCAGGGCUGGCAGCGAUGCAAGCAGUGUCGCACCCUGAUUGAGCUCAAGUCUGGCUGCAGCCAUAUCACGUAUGUCUUGUCCUAUCCUUCUUCCCUCCCCCACAUAGAGUAUACUGACACUAUUCUCAUCAGCUGCCGCUGCGGCUUUGAACUUUGCUAUACGUGCGGACAAAGGUGGAAAACUUGCGGCUGCGACGUGAGAGACGACAACCCGAUGACCCCCGAAGAAAAUGAAGAGGAUGUGCUCAUUCCUUUUCAAACCAUGCCUGGCAGCAUCGAGGAUGGCUGGCCUUUCCCUGCUACUGGACCGGUCUCAGCGGCAGCUCCUACCAAUGAUACUAGCGCUGCAACCUCCUCAUCGGCAGCUCCUACCGAUGACGCCGUCGCCGGUCCCUCCUCUGCCGCGGGUACCAACCAGACCUCGACUUUCUCUAUGGAAUUCCCCGAGUUGGACGACGAGAUUGUUGCCCGGGCCCGCGAGCGCAUCUUGCAAGUUGCCAGGGAGGGCUUCCAUGCUCGUGGAGGCUGCGACCACGAGGCUGGUUGGCGGUACAGACGCGAAGGGCCGUACUUCUGUGAUCCCUGCGAGGAGUCUUGCGGUCAGUUCGUCAUGCAGUGCCGCGAGUGCGGUCUUCGAACCUGCCAUGCUUGCUGGAUGGAACUCAGUCGCCAGAGAUAAAUCUCCCUUGCGUCCAUCAUCUCCUUUUCGUCAAGCCGGAGCGGUUUCCAACAAGUCUUCACAGAUUAUCUCUUGAGUGCAUUCUGGUGAAUUUCUGGCGCGUUUUUGAUUCGGUUCUCUAGCAGGUCUGAUUGCAUUCUGAAUUCUUGACUUCUUUGUUCCUUCAUUCUUUCUUUACUGGCAAGUUUGUGGUUUGUGGAUUGGUGUCUAAGGGAUGAAGGACGUG
Penicilliopsis zonata CBS 506.65 is the source of this 1239-nucleotide messenger RNA. RefSeq lists its product as hypothetical. Gene Ontology annotation, molecular function: zinc ion binding; ubiquitin conjugating enzyme binding; ubiquitin protein ligase activity. The transcript has 2 exons. The record is from RefSeq and is a predicted model, not a curated record. Gene Ontology annotation, cellular component: cytoplasm; ubiquitin ligase complex. Bases 63 to 1013 code for a protein of 316 amino acids. Gene Ontology annotation, biological process: positive regulation of proteasomal ubiquitin-dependent protein catabolic process; protein polyubiquitination; ubiquitin-dependent protein catabolic process. Lineage: Eukaryota; Fungi; Ascomycota; Eurotiomycetes; Eurotiales; Aspergillaceae.